Messenger RNA from Cuscuta campestris, 2493 nucleotides. The record is from the annotation of a GenBank genome assembly. NCBI's taxonomy places the organism in Eukaryota, Viridiplantae, Streptophyta, Magnoliopsida, Solanales, Convolvulaceae.
GUAUCUAAGGUCUGAGGCAAAAUUCCGGCGAGGUUAUCGGGAAAGCCAUCGCGCCUUAAUCAUCUGCUGUAAUAUUCUCGGAAGAUCGCUUCAGGCGACCGGAUUCGUCUCCGGAGUGACCCGAGCAGAGACGAUUUGGCGAUGUUCAGGCUAAAUCUGGAGCGUUACGUCGGAGACUGUAGCUUUGGAAUCGGAACAUCGUUGUUCUUUUUAUCUUUCAGCUAUGUUUGAUUGGGACGACGAAGAGUUAUCGGAAAUAAUAUGGGGCGAGACUGGGGGAGAUAAUGAUCAUUUGGUUCCAUAUCCAGUUGAAAGGGAUGUGAAACCUCCAGCGUCACAUGGGGAUAGUGUUGUAGAGGAAUGGAAUAUUGAAUCUUUCAGGGUUAAGCCCGGCCACCAGAAGAAACUUGACACCAAAAGUGACUCACAUAUUAGGUUAGAAAGCAGUUCCAAACAUGCAGCAGAUGAAGCCCGUCCUGCAGUGGCUUUGAGUAUGGAUUCAUGGUCCGCCCUUUCCUCAUCCACAGAACCAUCAAAAAGUUCAACAAAAAUUUCAAAACAUGAAGACGGGUCUAUUCAACAAGGAACCAAUUCUAAGUUUUUUCAGAAGCAGCAAGAGGAUGGGGAGCAAAGUGAUUUUAUUGAUUAUGACUGGGAUAGCAUCAGAAGUUUUGAUGACCUGGAUAAGAUCUUUUGUGACGAUCCAAUAUUUGGGCAUGCAAGCCUUCCCAACACCGAUGAGCUCUGGUCUUCUACCAAGGAUCUACCAAGUAGUCCUGAGAAGCAUUUUCCCAUGUCUAUCGAGUCCCCAAAUUUGGGGUUAGGAGAACUGAGGAGCACAAUAGAAAACUUUGAGACUGAAGAAGAGUACAUGCUAGACCAAUACCAGCCAUUCUCGAGAGCUUAUGAUGAAGUGAAUAAUAUCGUGCCAAAUGUUUCAGAGAUGAUACCCACAUAUGAUGGAGACAAAGAAAUUCCCGUCGUGAAGCAACAGACAGCUUUGGAGUUAGGGGGAGAAGUCCCAGCAUUCAGUUUGCAGCUUGACACUAGAGUUAUUGGAACACCUAAUCAACCCAUGGGAAAGGAUCUGUGUGGAUCGUGGUCAACAUCCAUCAAAGAACUCAGUAGCCAAUAUGCAUCCGUGAACCAGCAAUGUCCGUCGGUUGUCCUUUCUCAGCCAAACCAUCUCCAAGGUCCACAAUCUUUGCAAUACAAUCAAAAUCUAAGCUCUCCUACGUUAGCUUCUCAUGUGCCUGGAGAUUUUGCUAAUCAGUACCAUAUGACUUUUACACCGUUCAAUGCUGGUCCCACACUAAAAAGUGUGACAAUGACGCCCCGGGAGAAAAUUGAAAAAUUAAGGAGGCGACAACAAAUGAGAGCCAUGAUUGCUAUCCAACAAAAGCAACAAGAGUUCAGCGACCAACCCUUAUCUACAAACCAUUCUAUGGAAGUUGAAGGUAGUUUUGGCCCUCUUUCUUCUGUUGUUGACCCAAAUUCGCCUUCAGAACAGAAUGGUGGUUCUAGUACAGCUGGCGUUGUGGUUGAAGAUCAUUCCGGGGAAGAAUCAGUACUUAAUCGGCUUCAGGAAAUCAUCUCAAAGCUUGAUAUACGGAUUAGACUCUGCAUCCGAGACAGCUUGUUUCGCCUGGCUCGAAGUGCAGAUCAAAGACAACACGCUGAUAAUGACACAAACAGCACAAACAAGGGCAUUCAAGAAUUAGUUGUCAACCAGGAAGAAAUAAACAGUAACAACAGUAAGUACAAGAUUGCUAGAUUGCCAAAUGUAGAGGCUGAAACUAAUCCAAUAGACCGCACCGUUGCCCAUUUGCUAUUCCAUCAACCCAUGGAAGUCUUGUCAACAAAAGCUGCAGAAUUGCCUCAGCCCCACCCUCCAGAUAAGCUCUACUAUGAUAGUGAAUCCAAGAGGAGCCUGCCCCCCAGCCAUCUUGUUACAUCUCAUGGCUUAAAAGCUCCUAGAGCUCAUGCAGAAGGGGAGCAACCCCAACACAACCCUUGCUUGGAGUCUUGUUCUGAGAAUGCAACCAAAAGUGAGGCAGCAGAUAGCGGGGUAAUGUUGGUCGGUCCGCCUUCAAAAUGAAUCAAAUGGGAGACAAGGCCAACUCGAUUCGUGCCUUCAAGAAGUGACCUUUGUAAUGUUGAAGGUACAGAUGAACUUCAUGUGAUUGAUGCCUGUCUUUUGCAUCUCUACUCUUCAUUCAAAGACGUGUUAAGAACCACACCCUCGCCUUCCUCCCCGUUCAUGGAUCCAGUAUAUUUUUAGUUUAGUAACAAUAGGAAGUGUAGCAUUAGGCUUCUCUGGGGUUCAGCGGUUUUGCCUUUUCUGCAUUAUUAUGCAUGUAUUUUGGUUUUUGAAUUAGCUCCCUUCUUUCUUGAAUAAGUGUGGCUUAAAAAAAGAUUGUUCCCAAUUAAGUCACUUUCGAUUAUCAAUAUAUAUCAAUGCUCAGUCUCACACAAUAAUCAUUAUUCAACGUU